Messenger RNA from Cucumis melo (muskmelon), 1977 nucleotides. RefSeq names its product RCC1 domain-containing protein RUG3, mitochondrial. The transcript is spliced from 7 exons. Lineage: Eukaryota; Viridiplantae; Streptophyta; Magnoliopsida; Cucurbitales; Cucurbitaceae. Bases 144 to 1616 code for a protein of 490 amino acids. The record is from RefSeq and is a predicted model, not a curated record.
UUCCAACUUCAAUAAUAUUAGUAUAGUUUUUGCAUUUUCAUUUUUGCCCCUAAAAUUAAUAAAAUCACAAUGGGAAUAUUUUCUGGCGCCCUUCCGGCCUGAUACUCCUCUCAGUGACGACGACGAGUCCAAGCUCCUCUGAUAUGUACUUUCUUCGAUCACCCCGCUUUUUGACAACCAAUCUCCCUCGUUGCCGACAUUUCUCUUCUCUUUUUGGGUCUCCUCCAUCGCCGUCCGGUUCGUCAAAAGUUCCCUUCCUUUACAACCACGAUUCUCCCGAAGAAACGCAUCCGAACAAUGCUGGAACCACCGCUAUUCUCCAGCUGCUCUCGUGGGGCAGAGGUUCUUCCGGUCAGCUCGGUGGCGGCAUUGAAGAAAUUCGUUUGUAUCCUUCUCCCAUAGCCAAUUUGAUUGUUCCCCAUAUUCAUACUCUCGCCCUAACCCCAGGUCAGCUUCCGUCAUUCUCCGGCGAGAAUCAAGAUUGUGGGGAUGCUGAUUCGUUUGAGGUCGGUAUUUCUUGUGGGUUGUUUCAUUCUUCUUUGCUUGUUAAUGGGAAAAUCUGGAUUUGGGGUAAAGGCGACGGCGGCCGUCUUGGUUUUGGUCAUGAGAACCCUGUCUUUGUUCCCACUUUGAAUCCUCGCUUAGAGAGUGUUCGUUGCAUUGCUCUUGGGGGUCUGCAUUCCGUUGCGCUCAACUCUCUUGGGCAGGUUUUCACUUGGGGUUAUGGUGGUUUUGGUGCGCUUGGACAUUCUGUUUAUCACAGAGAACUGGUCCCUAGAUUGGUAGAAGGCUCAUGGAGAGGCAGGAUUAAGCACAUUGCAACUAGCGGGGCCCAUACUGCAGCAAUCACAGAAUCAGGUUGUUUAUAUCGAUGCUAUUUUAGACAGAAAAAUGAUAUAUGGGAUGGGACGGGACGUUAUGUUUAUCAACAGCUAAAAGGCGAAGUCUAUACCUGGGGCCGAGAUGAAGGAGAUGGUAGAUUGGGCCUUGGUCCAGGUCGAGGCCCAAAUGAAGGAGGAGGAUUGAGUAUUCCUUGCAGAGUGAAAGCAUUGCCUGCACCUGUUGCUGCUGUAUCCUGUGGUGGUUUCUUCACAAUGGCUCUAGGAGUGGAUGGGAAGCUUUGGAAUUGGGGAGCAAACACCAACUUCGAGCUUGGUAGAGGCAAUAAGAUUGGUGGUUGGGAACCAAAACCUGUUCCUAGUCUUGAAGAUACACCCAUCAUUCAGAUAGUUUGUGGUGGAUACCACUCACUUGCAUUAACCGAUGAUGGAAAAGUGCUUUCCUGGGGUUACGGAGGACAUGGCCAAUUGGGUCAUUCUUCAAUACAAAAUGAAAAAGUACCCAGAGUGAUUGAUGCUCUAGCUGACCAGCGAGUGAUCUAUAUUGCCUGUUGUGGUUCCUCUUCAGCCGCUAUAACAGCUGAGGGUAAAUUGUACAUGUGGGGAAAUGCUAAGGAUUCUCUAUUGGGUGUUCCUGGGCUGCCAGAGACACAAACAUCUCCCGUGGAGGUCAAAUUUCUAACGGAAGAUGAUGGGUUGGGUCCCUGCAAUGUCUUAUCAGUUGCCGUUGGUGCGUCUCAUGCAAUGUGCUUGGUCUUAAGGAGAGACAGGAUGUAAAAUUUUGAUGCGGUAGUGAUCCCAAGAAAUUUAUGCAACAUAGAAACAUAUGGCUGGUUUUGUUACAACUUACAAGGUGUAUUAGGGUUUUGUACUGCAAGAACUGCUGCCCCUCAGCAUCUUUCAACAUUGGGGGUCACUUUUAAUAAAAGAGUCACCUGUAUUACCUUUGGACCAGAAAAUCCAUUAUACACACAGAACAUUUAGAAAACAUCAUAGGUAGACCACUUUUAGUUUUAGUCUUCAUUAUCAGUUACUUUUUAUUGAAAGGUUUAUAUAGUAGUCUUUUGUUAAAUCAGACAAUUAAGUUUCAAUUUUCCUUCACUCACUCAGGAAUCCAACUCAAAUCUUUCUUUGGAUU